This is a messenger RNA of Saccoglossus kowalevskii, 1517 nucleotides long. Its product is annotated as arylsulfatase B-like. The record is from RefSeq and is a predicted model, not a curated record. Gene Ontology annotation, molecular function: sulfuric ester hydrolase activity. NCBI's taxonomy places the organism in Eukaryota, Metazoa, Hemichordata, Enteropneusta, Harrimaniidae.
GGCAGAUAUUUGUAUAUUGCUCGAAGUGAGAUACAGUUUUACUAAAGAUGCGUUUAACCUGUUUAGUAUUGGUAGCACUGGUGUGUGUGAUUGUUGUCGAAUCAGGUAAACAACCACACAUUGUGUUAAUACUAGCAGAGGAUCUAGGGUGGAAUGACGUAGGAUGGCACAAUGCGGAUAUCAAGAUGCCUAUCCUCAAUCAACUCGCCGCUGAUGGCGUCAUAUUCAACCAAUCAUACGUCCAGCCUGCGUGUACACCAUCAAGAGCUGCUCUACUUACGGGUUAUUAUCCGUUCAAAAUUCAAAGACAGCAUCAAAUGCUGCUCAACCUUGAAGCUGACGGGCUUUCAUUAGAUCUUAAGACGUUGCCAGAAAUGUUGAAAGAUGUGGGGUAUCUAACUCACCUAGUGGGAAAGUGGCAUUUAGGAUUCUGUAAGGAAGAGUAUCUUCCAAAUAAACGUGGUUUUGACUCUUUUUAUGGUUGGCUGACAUUGGGAACUACCCUAUAUUCUAAAGAGAAUAUAAUUGCUCCGGGGUAUGAUUUCCGCGACAACACCGGAGUGGUACAAGAAAGUGACACUUAUCUUCCAUUCAUGCUAGCUGAAAGAGCAGUAGAUAUAGUAAUGGGACAUUACAAGGAAUAUCCACUGUUUCUGGAAUUCAGUAUGGCCUUAUCUGGAAAGUUUCUUGAGGUACCCCAGGAAUAUGAAGAUUUGUAUUCCGAUAUCGAAGAUGAUCGACAAAGGAAAUUUUAUGGAAAGUUGUCUGUAAUGGACAAUUCAAUUGGCCUUUUGGUGGAUGCGUUGAAGACACGUGGAAUGUGGGAAGAUACGCUAUUUAUAUUCACAUCUGACAAUGGAGCGUUAGCAUCUGAGUCUGGAUCAAAUUGGCCAUUACGGGGAAAUAUUGCAACACUGUUUGAAGGCGCUACUCGUGUACCAACAUUUUUCCAUGGGAGUAUGUUGAAGAAUACCGGAUACGUAAAUAACGAGUUGAUGCACAUUGUCGAUUUACAUAAAACAAUAAUUGAAUUGGCUGGGGCUAAAACUGAGUGUGAUAUUGACGGUAUGGAUUUGUGGAAGACAAUCUCAAAAGGUAAACCAUCGCCAAGAACAGAAUUUGUAUAUAAUAUCGAUGAUAAUGAGCUGUCCCCCGGUGCUGCCAUCAGGGUCGGGGAUUAUAAAUUGAUUACAGGACAUCCAGAUUUAUUGUAUCCAUUUCGAAUGUUGAACAGAUCAGAUGAUUGGUACAACUAUGGAGACGAACCUAUAAGCGGGAUUCCCAUUCCUCCAACUGGAAAUGAACCACCCCCAUCAAACGUGACAUACUUGUUCAAUAUCAUAGAUGAUCCCGAGGAAAGAAACAAUCUCGCGGAAGAAUAUCCAAACAAAGUAGAAGAAUUACGUCAUCGCUUGGAUGAAUACCGUGAACAUCUAGUUCCACCAGUAAACCGAGUUUUUGACCCAGCUGGUGACCCCGUGAAUUUUGGUGGUGUGUGGUCUCCUGGCUGGUGUUAG